CUUUUUUAACUCUGUUCAUGUAAGAGUUACCUCAUAAGUGCUGACAUUAGCGUAAGAUAAACAUGUUGACAAGAUAUGACUGAGAAAUUCUAGGAUGGGGGGAAGUAAAAAGGACAAGCGUGAUAAAGGAGAGAGAUCCUCGAAGAGGGCCAAAGUCGUUGAAGUAGAAUAUGAUGACUAUGAUGAUGAAUCCCAGGAAACAGAUAAUGUCAAAGACAUCGCAACAGUUGCAUCUAAGCAGGUGGAAGAACGAAGUGCAGAAGAUGAAUUUGGUGCCAAAGAUUAUCGCAAGCUCCUUGAGCUGAAACUUGACCACAACUCGCGACCCUUGUGGGUGGCACCCAAUGGGCAUGUGUUCCUGGAAUCCUUCUCCCCUGUGUACAAACAUGCCCAUGACUUCCUUAUCGCCAUAUCCGAGCCAGUGUGUCGACCGCUCCACAUACACGAGUACAAGCUGACGGCCUACUCCCUGUAUGCCGCCGUCUCUGUGGGCCUGGAGACAAAUGACAUCAUUGAGUAUCUUCGCCGACUCAGCAAAACAUCCCUCCCUAACGGAAUCAUUGAGUUUAUAAAGCUGUGCACUCUGAGUUACGGGAAGGUGAAGCUGGUCCUGAAGCACAACAGAUACUUUGUGGAGAGCCAGCACCCAGAUGUCCUGCAGAAGCUGUUGAAGGAUCCUGUCAUCCAGGAAUGUCGCAAGCGGGACGAUGCAGAGGAGGACGCCACUGCCGAGGGCUUUAUCAAGGGAGAGGUGUCGGUGAAGUCAGCACUACAUUUGAACAGGCCAGCGACGACAGCCGCAGCGUCAUCUUCGCAGACAGAUCAGACAGCAACAGGGGCGGAGGGGGAGACGGCUACGGAGGAGGACAAGGUGCCGGACGAUAUAUUUGACUACUACGACAAGCUGGACAAGGACGAGGAUGAUGAGGAUGAUAAUCAACUCAAGACUGUGUCCUUUGAGGUUAUGCAGGAGCGUGUGGAGGAUGUGCAGAAGCGGUGUAUAGAGCUGGAGCAUCCUCUGCUGGCAGAAUAUGACUUCAGGAAUGAUACAGUCAACCCGGAUGUGAACAUGGAUCUGAAGCCGUCCACAGUUCUGCGACCCUACCAGGAGAAGAGUCUUCGGAAGAUGUUUGGGAAUGGCAGGGCUCGGUCGGGAGUCAUUGUGCUACCCUGCGGUGCCGGUAAGACUCUGGUUGGGGUGACAGCUGCCUGUACCGUGAGGAAACGCUGCAUAUGUCUGUGUACAUCAGGAGUGUCGGUUGAGCAGUGGAGGUCACAGUUCAAGAUGUGGUCUACAGUAGAUGACAGUCUGAUCUGUAGGUUCACCUCAGAUGCCAAAGAUAAACCAAUGGGCUGUGCCAUCUGCAUCAGCACUUACUCCAUGUUGGCGCACUCCAUGAAGCGGUCGUGGGAGGCGGAGAAAAUGAUGGAGUGGAUGCAGAGCCAGGAGUGGGGCAUCAUGCUCCUUGAUGAGGUACAGACAAUUCCAGCCAAGAUGUUCCGACGGGUACUGACCAUUGUCAAUGCCCACUGCAAACUGGGACUGACCGCAACACUGGUCCGUGAGGAUGACAAGAUUGCUGACCUCAACUUUCUGAUCGGCCCCAAGCUGUACGAGGCUAACUGGAUGGAACUGCAGAAUGCCGGCUACAUUGCCCGUGUACAGUGUGCUGAAGUCUGGUGUCCAAUGGCGCCUGAAUUCUACAGAGAAUAUCUACAGAUGAAAUCUAUGAAGAAACUGCUGCUGUACUGCAUGAAUCCCAACAAGUUCCGGGCCUGUCAAUUCCUCAUCCGCUACCACGAGAGGAGGAACGACAAGAUUAUCGUGUUUGCUGACAAUGUGUUUUCUCUCAAGCAUUAUGCUAUCAAACUCAAUAAACCCUACCUGUACGGCCCGACCAGCCAGGGGGAGAGACUGCAGAUUCUCCAGAACUUUGUGCACAACCCUAAAGUCAACACAAUCUUUGUGUCAAAGGUUGCAGAUACUUCAUUUGACCUGCCAGAGGCAAACGUCCUCAUUCAGAUAUCCGCUCACGGAGGAUCCCGAAGACAGGAGGCUCAGAGAAUGGGCAGGAUUCUGAGGGCAAAGAAAGGUUCAGCAGCAGAGACGUAUAAUGCCUUUUUCUACACGCUGGUGUCUCAGGACACCAUGGAGAUGCAGUACUCCCUCAAGCGUCAGCGCUUCCUCGUCAACCAGGGCUACAGCUACAAGGUCAUCACCAAGCUGGCUGGCAUGGACCAGGAGGAGCUGGCCUACAGCACCAAGGAGGAGCAGAUGAGUCUGUUGCAGAAGGUGCUGGCCGCCACAGACCAGGAUGCAGAGGAGGAAGGAGGGCCAGAUGGCGGCAGACCAGGGGUGUUCCGCAAGGCUGGUAGCAUGAGCUCUAUGUCAGGAGCAGAUGACUCGGUGUACAUGGAGUACAAGAGAGGCGGCCUCAAGUCUGCAGCCCUACAUCCACUCUUCAAGCGGUUCAGGAGAUGACCUGGCCCAUCACACACGGAAUAGUCAGUAUGUUGAGGAGGAGAGAGCUUGUCACAGCUUGUCGAGCUUCAGCAGAGGCAGAUCCAGGAUUUGGACAUAGGGGUGCACACUGUACCCAGGUCAGGAAGUGAACAAUAACAUAUUGGCUGACACAUUAGGGGUGUGAAAAAAAUGAAGGUGUGUGCACCCAGCUUCUGGAUCCGCCAGUGUUCAGGAAGUCGUGCACUAUCUGCAGGACAACACACAGAGCCUUCAAGGGUCCAGAGGUUGUCAGAUGAAUUUGUACAGCAAUGUAAUACAAGAAUGUAUUUGUGACCCAUGUCAUGUUGCCGACAGAUGGCAGUUAUGUCUGCAUUGUGUCAGCAAAUGAUGUGCUGUAAGAAUAUUUUGAGUCCAGAGGAAUAAAUAUUUUCCUGAAA
Messenger RNA from Haliotis rufescens (red abalone), 2901 nucleotides. RefSeq names its product general transcription and DNA repair factor IIH helicase subunit XPB-like. The coding region runs from base 95 to 2482 and encodes 795 amino acids. Gene Ontology annotation, cellular component: nucleotide-excision repair factor 3 complex; transcription factor TFIIH holo complex; transcription preinitiation complex. Gene Ontology annotation, biological process: transcription initiation at RNA polymerase II promoter; nucleotide-excision repair. NCBI's taxonomy places the organism in Eukaryota, Metazoa, Mollusca, Gastropoda, Lepetellida, Haliotidae. The record is from RefSeq and is a predicted model, not a curated record. Gene Ontology annotation, molecular function: hydrolase activity; 3'-5' DNA helicase activity; DNA binding. The transcript is spliced from 21 exons.